This is a messenger RNA of Clunio marinus, 768 nucleotides long. The record is from the annotation of a GenBank genome assembly. NCBI's taxonomy places the organism in Eukaryota, Metazoa, Arthropoda, Insecta, Diptera, Chironomidae.
AUGGAUAAAUUUGAAGAUCUUUUCGGAAAGAAGAAAGAGGCUGUGCCAGUUUUAGAUCUAAGCAAAUCAACAGCUUCAACUAAAGAAGAAUUCAAAAAGUUGAUCGAAAAAGUUCCUGAUUUCAAAAUUCGGUCUGUUAAGGUCAGACCUGAAGAGAUAAAAAUUAAAGAAAAGGAAUGUAAGGAAUUCAAAUUAUCAAGAAAGGAGUUGCGUUUCCUGAAAAACUCUCAAGGAGAACGUGAGAAACAAUAUACUUAUAUGGAUCCAGUUCCUUCUGAAAUGAGAAGCAUCGUUAUCAUGGAAAUUUGUGCUGUCCCUAUAGAUUGGAAAAUGCUGACAACACAAAGACCAAAGCUUAAAAUAGACGAAAAUUAUUUCGAUCGUCUAAUUGAAAUGGGGAAACUUCAAAUUAAAACAGAAGCUAUGGAUAAAAAGGUCAACGCACCUGUCAACACUGUGAGAAAGUUCAAAAAUAAAGCUGGUGUAAUUGAAACACGCAUAAUAACAUGCGCCGAAUGUGGCGAAGAGUUCUGUCUUGGAAAUUCAUGUGGAGAAUUUAAUUACGAUUUAUUCGCUCGAGUGCCAAUAAAAAUCGAGAAGAAGAAAACUAAUGAACACGGCUCAAAUAAAUCAACUACUAGCAUUAUUGCUAAACUAAUGGGCACUGAUAAAGACAAAAUGAAAACAAGUAAUUCUGAUAAACUCAAAAGACGACCGCGAAGACGAAAAAGCCCCGUAAAGAAAAAGGAAAACGGAGAAAAAAUAUGA